Molecule: messenger RNA, 645 nt
Organism: Salvia miltiorrhiza (redroot sage)
Lineage: Eukaryota; Viridiplantae; Streptophyta; Magnoliopsida; Lamiales; Lamiaceae
Product: protein LIM1
Exons: 2
Coding region: 1-360 (119 amino acids)
Biological process (GO): systemic acquired resistance
Molecular function (GO): fatty acid binding
Source: RefSeq, a predicted model, not a curated record
AUGCCAAGAGAGAUGAUCCCAAAGACAAAGGCAGCCAUAAUGAAUACGAGUAUGAAGCUGGCUUGGUUGAUGGCGGUGGCGGUGGUGGUGGUCGCGAUGGCGCAGGAAAGCACAGGCCAUCCCUGCGGGAGCACCUUCUUCUCGGCUCUGGUUCAGCUCAUCCCAUGCAGGUCAGCAGUCGCUCCCUUCAGCCCCAUCCCGCCAACCGAGGCCUGCUGCGCUUCCAUCAAAGCACUCGGCCAACCUUGUCUCUGCGUGCUUGUCAACGGACCCCCCAUUUCUGGGGUUGAUCGCGCAAUGGCCAUUCAGCUCCCGGAGAAGUGCACCGCCAACUUUGAGCCAUGUGAAAUGGCAAAGUGAGAAACUUUCUGUGGAGUGCUGCUAUGCUAUGAGAUUGGAUCAGUGUCUGCACCCACCAACAAUACUAGUGUUUGUGGUCGAAUAAGUGUCUGAGCAGAUUGUACUAGUUUGUUAGCUACUUUGUUUUGAGUUUUUUAGAAACUGUUGUCUUCUUUUUGUCUGCAAAAACAGCCUCUCUACAUUUGAUUGCUCACAGCAGCAGACCCAUUAUGCUACUAGCUACUCUGAUUCUUCCACACCUCUUUCCAAGAUUCAUAUACACACAAAAUUCCAAGUUGUUGAUCA